AUGCUUGCUGCCAUCAUCUCUAGAAUGUAGACUAGUAUAUUGAAUGAACUCAUCUUCUCACGACUUGAAUAUCCUUUAUAGAGUUUACCAAGCUGUCUGCUCAAACACUAGAAGUAAUAUAAUCAUGUUCAAAUAAGAUAUUUAUUUAUUUUACUACUUUUUUUGUGACAAAUGAAUGAAGUAUUGUGAAGUUGCAUUGACUCUAUAUUCCUGUUGACCUCACCAACGUGUAUUUCUUCAGCACAAAAUGUCUACUCAGCAAUGGUAGACUACUUUCAACAGAUUCCAGUAAAAUAGAUGAACCAUUGAAGGUUGAAGAAGCAGAGACGAUAAGUUCACCGCCUCCUCCAACAGAGAAGGUUUUUUGGGCAUAUCUAAUCAUCUCUCGUGUGAAAUUUCACGAUUUCAUUCUUCAAUCUUUACAAUAAUUCUGUAUUUCAUUGCUGUAGCUGCUGGUCUUGGGUGGUAAUGGAUUUGUCGGUUCGCAUGUUUGUAAGGAGGCUGUUGCGAAAGGGAUAUCUGUUUCCAGUUUGAACAGGUUGGUGCAUCAUUCACCGGCAAUUUGUACUGUUGAUUCUUCUAAACCAUCAUACUUGUUGGUGAAUUGACUGUUUCAGAGCUCGAUGUUCUAUUGAGGGAACUAACAGUGUACAUUUUUGUAUAUUAAGUAUUUUAUCAAACCUUUUUGAUUCAUUGUGGAUUUUAUUCUCAUCCAUUAUUUCCGUACAGUUCUGAUUAUAGAGUUCUCUAUGAUCUUUGAGGCUCAGCCAGUAGUUAUUUUUGUACAAAUCUUGCUCUAUGUGAUCUGUCCAUGCGUUUGUGAUGUGAUCUGUUCUUGAUUUCUCCUUGAUCACAGAUCAGGGAAGCCCUGUGUACGGGAAUCAUGGGCUGACAGUGUUAUGUGGCACCAAGGUAGUUAUACAGUAUAAAUCACUACAAUUAAAAUCGCAUUUGUGGUGGAUACAUUAUCCCCCUCUUCUUAUUAUUAUCAUUCAUUUUUUUUUAGGAAACCUUCUUUUACCUGACUCAUGGAAGGAUGCCUUCAAUGGGGUUACAGCUGUGGUAUGUAAUUCAUUUCUUUUAGCUAAAUUUUUAUUAUAAUAUUCAUUGUGUUUUCUAGCAAAAUUUAUUGGUCAUACUCUUAAAAAUAUUGAAGUGCUAUCUUUGAGAAAAUGAACAUAUGGACUUUUUUUUAUUUGAAUAUGGCGUAGAUACCAACGUUUCAUAUUCAGAUGGUGUGGAAGACAUCUAUAGUUUGUUAAACUAGCCGUACAUAUGUGUGAUCCGUGAAAUAACUUGCUCAAUGUGGGCUCUGUGAUCGUUAGAUUAUUUUAUUCUUAAAUAGAAUUGGCACUAUUUGCUUUCAGCGGGAGGCACUCACUUGUGCCGUGAUGAAGGGCACCCUUUGUUCCUGGUUGGUAGGUCUUGCAGUCUAGACUCACAGCUUUACCAGGCUACACUGGCCAGAACACCCUGCAAAAGAUAAAAAUCUCACGCUUGUUUUCUAAUAUUGUCUCAUAAUGCAUUAGACCUAAAGAAUACAAAAAUGGUACGCAGAAUCGGUCAAUCUAUUUAUUGUUCUAUGGAUCUGUGUCUGUCCUACGGAGCUAGUCCAGGCCAAAUCCACAGUUUGGACCUGGAUAAAGAAAAAAUGUAGAUUAUUUGAUCGGUGUUCAAAGGCAUUUGCUUGUCAUCUGCUCCUGUCAGGCACUUGGCUGAAAAUUUGACGAUUGCUUUUUAUGUGAACAGUUUGUUUAGAAAAAAUCAAGGCGAGAUGAUAUCUAAUUUACAGUUGUCUAUGCAUACUUUCUUCUUAUCUCAUAUCUUCUGUGAACAGGCUAACUGCGAAGCGCAUAUUAAGCUCUUAGACAGAUUUCAUGAACGGUGAAUGCAGUGGAUGGGAAUAAAGAAGUUCAGUAUAAUAAUCAUUAGGGUUUCCAGAUGCAUCGUUCAAAGUGCUUGUAGCAGUGGUGUUUGACUUACCGAGUGACAUUAUAAGUCCUCUGUUAUUCUUAAUUUCAUCUUGCUUGAUGCUGCUGAAUCCUUGCAGAUAUCAUGUGUUGGGGGCUUUGGGUCGAAUUCCCAGAUGUAUAAGAUCAAUGGGACUGCGAACAUUAACGCUAUCAGGGCAGCAGCAGAGAAAGGUACUCCGUAUAAAUGCUCAUUCUUCAGGUUUCAAAAUGAGGAUGAGAUUUUUUUUUCUCUUACAUUUUUCUUAUGUUUUUGACUUUUUUAGAACCUGAUUUCGCUUCUUCUAAUGUCCACUUCGCAAUCUAGUUUUUUUAUUUUAUUUCGUAAAUGGAGCCUCUAAAUGCUUUUGCCAGCUUACUCAAUUUGCACUAUCGGAGGGAGUGCUUGGUUGCCAUGGAAAGGCAUCUCAUAUUGCACUACCUGUUUUCUUCAGGUGUAAAGAGAUUUGUGUAUAUCUCUGCCGCUGAUUUUGGUUUGGUCAACUACUUAUUACGAGGAUAUUAUGAAGGAAAGGUACGGCCUUCCUUCUGCCUUAUGGUUUGGAGCUUUCUAGAAGGAAACGAAAUAACAUGCCAGAAAAAGCUGGAAAAAACCAGAAAAAUAUCCAAAUGGUUUUCCAUUGUUGCCAUGUCUCCUCUUCACGUUGAUAUGCAUUUUUGUAUUCCACUGAAAUAGAAACAUCCAGAAGGGGUUCUUGUGAUCUCACAGCAAAGAGUGAGUAUUUUCUCUUUUCCUUUUCUUCCCUUUCGGGGAGGGGCAGUUGACAUGUCAUUGGGAAUUCUGGAUAUUGAUGUUUUUAAUUCUUAUCCCGGUUUGCCACUCCCAUAGUCUAGAACCAUAUUAUCUUUCUAUUUCCUUUGUUUACAAUUAGAUUGUUUGUGUGAGAAAAAUCAUCCUAAAUGCUAUGGGAAAGCUUCAUUCACUUGGAGUUGACACAUUGGCUGUCAUUGAUACUGAUUUAUUUUUUUUUCGUCUUUAAUGUUAAAUUUUUUUCCACUUUCUUGUGAGAGGAUUGUGACUGCUCUGAGGACGAUUUUUAUGCACAGUUUAUGCACAGUUUAUUUCAUGAUGUUUAUUUCAUGGGUGGGUGAUGUGGUUAUUCAGCGGUUUCUAUUUCAUACCUUGGGGGAUGUAUAAAGCAUUUUUUAUGCACAGUUUAUUAUCAUACACAGUAACUAUGAUAAUUUUACUGCCCGUUUUUCUCUGUUGGUUCAGAAAGCUACUGAAGCUGAGCUACUAUCAAAGUUUCCAUAUGGAGGUAUUUUUUUGCUUUAUGCAACAAUGUCGGUGCUUCUUAGUUCAUCAUUUUUUUCUAAUUUGGGUUAUAUUCUUGUUGUUCUUCCAGUUUACUAAUGAAAUGUCCUGAGCAACUAUUAUCGACUAUGAUUGAUUUUAGCUUCCUUGUUUAAAAAUCUCAUUUAAUUCUGAAGACCAACCUUGAGUUCUUAUCAUUUUUUUUUGCCUACGGAAGUAUUUUUUCCUUCUGCACAACCAUUAUGUCUCUCAGUUCUUCAUCUCUGGAAAUUAUGGCUCGAGUCAAUUAUAGCAUCCCACUUUGGUGACCAACCCGGAAAUUUAAAAUUAUUUUACGGUCUAUGCAACAAUGGUGUGCCUCUUAAUCCUUCAAUUUUCUUCUAAUAGGGGUUUAUUUGAUAUUUUCCCAGUUCAGUAAUAAACUAAUAUCUAGAUAUUAGUCCUGAUCGCAAUAGGUGUUAUCUUCCAGAUUGAAUCCUCGCCUUCCGUUCUAGUGAUCAAUCCUGAUUUACUUUAUAAAGUAAACAUUAUUUCACUAAUCACGGUGUGCACCUUGGCAUUGACUACUCUCUCGACUGUAACACCAGUCCGUUUUUGAGUCACCUGUUUUGAGGUCUAUUUCUGGAGUAGGCUACCAGUACCCAAGUGGGUUUUGCCAGUGAAAACCAGUAGAAAGAAUCCCAAGAGCUUGAUGGGGCUGAAAUUUUACCAUUUAGAAUCUGUCUCAAUUACUAUAUUUCGUAAUAUUUCAUUCAUUAUCUGAAUGGUCCCCUCUCUCUCUCUCUCUCUCCCUCUCGCUUUGGGGAUGUGAUCUCUUAGUUUAGAUGUUCAAAAUCGUAGUUCAGGGUUGACCAUACUUGUAAGCCGGAAAAAAUAUAGGAAAAAUUCUAGAAAAUUUGUGACAUUAUCAGUUGAAAGUUUUAUCCUUCAAUAAAAUGGUCCAAUACACAAAUCCUCGAAAGAACUACUUGUUCAUUAAAAUUUAUCGAUAAAAAUUCGAUGUUCCGCUCCAUCAACCUUUUCAACGACCUUGAUUAAUUACAGCGGAGAAGUCUUAAUAUUUCAGCUCAUCAGACUCAUACUUGCCUCCUCCAUCUUCCCCCCCAUGUUUCUCACAGGCGUAAUUCUCAGACCUGGCUUCAUUCACGGGACUCGCAAAGUGGGGAGCAUCAGCCUACCCCUGAGCAUCAUCGGUUCACCACUUGAGACGGUAAUUCCUUAAACCCUGUGAGACACAGAUUUUAUGUACAAGUGUGAAAAAGGCAGGAAUGGGAGAUGCACUAGAAUUUCUAUUCAAACCUUAAAUCCGAAAAUUUAUCCAACUUGCAGGUCCUCAAGCAUGCAAAGCCUCUGACUGGGGUUCCUCUGGUGGGGCCCCUCUUCAUCCCACCCGUGAAUGUGGUUGCUGUGGCAAGGGUUGCUGUGAGGGCUGCGACAGAUCAGGUUUUCCCUCCAGGCGUUGUCGAUGUCCACGGCAUUCUCCGCCAUGGAGAUCAGAAGUGA
Messenger RNA from Spirodela intermedia, 4728 nucleotides. NCBI's taxonomy places the organism in Eukaryota, Viridiplantae, Streptophyta, Magnoliopsida, Alismatales, Araceae. The record is from the annotation of a GenBank genome assembly.